UUACAAAACUUCUUGGUUAUAAAUUAAGUAUUUCACAGAGUCACUAAUAAGGAUGAAUGUUCUGGGAAACUUUAGUUUGUUAAGUUGAUAAUUAUGAGUUUGUUCUUCAUGUUUUUGUGUUGUGCUAACAGUCGGGGCUAACCGUUUAUCGAAACGCUCGUUUUAUACAUAACGUUACAUGCAAACAAACAAACAAACCUGUUUCACAAAGCAACAUCAACAUGGCUGGAGACGGUGAUCUGGAGAUUGAAGAGGCUUUCCGGCGAGCACAGAAAGCUCAUAAUAACAAGGCCAAACUUGUUGUCAGUUUGAAGAACAGAUAUAAUAAGUUGGAAGAUAAGACCGAGUUCCAUGAAGAAUUCAUCCGCUGCCUGAAGUAUGCCAUGAUUAUUUACACUCGUGAGCCAGCAGUGGAGAAUGUCAUUGAUUUUGUCACAAAGUUUGCUGCUAGUUUCGAACCUCCUGUUAAUGAGAAUGCUGAAGAGGAGGAGGAGGAGGAGGACGAGAAUGAGUUUUUGAACUUCUUGUUCAACUUCCUGUUAGAGUCUCAUGGUGCAAACAGCCACGCGGUGCGGUUUCGUGUUUGUCAGCUGGUGAAUAAGUUGCUGGGUAGUUUAAGUGAGAAUGCUCAGAUUGAUGAUGAUCUGUGCGAUAGGAUCCAUGAGGCCAUGCUGAUCAGAGUCACAGACAAAUACCCUAAUGUCAGGAUUCAGGCAGCACUGGCCAUGGCCAGACUCCAGGACCCCAGCAACUUGGACUGCCCCACUAUUAAAGCUUAUGUUCUGCUUUUGGAAAAUGACUCAAACCCUGAAGUUCGACGAGCUGUGCUGUCUUGCAUUGCUCCCUCAGCCGCUACACUUUCUAAAAUCUACAAGCGCACCCGGGAUGUCAAAGAGAAAGUCAGGAAGCUUGCUUAUCAGGUACUGGCAGAGAAAGUGCAUAUUCGAGCACUGAGCAUUGCUCAGAGAGUCAGUCUAUUGCAUGAAGGACUCAGUGACUCUGCAGACUCAGUAAAGGAGGUCGUCAAGACCCAUUUGCUGCCUGCUUGGCUCCGGUUGCUGCAGGGAGAUGUUUUGCAGUUGCUGCAUAGACUGGAUGUAGAAAACUCUGCAGAAACUGCAGUCACUACCUUACAUGCCAUCUUUUCCAUGGCAACAAGCCCCGAUGACCUCCUUCAGAAUGGUGUCAGGCUGGAUGAAAGGAAACUAAUCCCUGUGGACUCCCUAACAUGUGAAAAUGUGUUGUACUGGAGAGCGCUGUGUGAGUUUGUCAAGAGUAAAGGAAAUGAGGGUGAGGAAUUAUUGGAGCAGUUACUCCCUGAGGCAGCUAUCUUUGCUGAGUAUCUGUACAGUUAUCUAAGGAGCAUUACUGGGCUGACUGAGGAGCAGAAAGCUGAUAUGACACAGCUUGAGAUGGUGAUGACCCAAGAGUUCGUUGGACAACAGUUGAUUCUGCUUGUCGGAUGUCUGGACACUUCUGAAGAAGGCGGCAGGAAGCGCAUGGUAGCAGUGCUGCAGGAAAUUCUUGUGAUGCCCAACACGCCCACCUCUCUGAUUGGUCUGCUAGUGGAGAAACUGAUUGGCAUUCUGCGAGACGACACACAGAAAACUCAGAUGGUUGCUGAAAUAAUCUCUGAUGUGAGAGAGCCCAUUUUGCCCAUCUCUGAACCUGUGGAUGAGAAUGAGAAACGCAGAAAACAAGUCAGACUGGCAGAGGUGCGAGUGCAGAUAAUGGAGGCGAAGCAGACUCUUGAAGAAUGCAUCAGCUGUCAGGACUUCAGUCGUGCAGCUGAGCUGAAAGAUUCAAUCUCUCAGCUUGAGGAGCUCAAAAACCAGCUCAUCCUGGAAGCUUCACAGCCUGCUGACAAUAUCAAGGAACAGCGUGUGGAGAAGAGUGAUCCAGAGACCUUGUUGAAGUGUCUGACAAUGUGUGGCGAGUUGUUCAAGCAAAUGAACAUCAAGAGAGGAAUCUGCCCAACCAUGAAUGCUCUGAUAGAGUCACUGAUACUGCCAAGUGUGUCCAACCCUAACCCUGCUGUGCGCAACAUGGCUGUCAUCUGUUUGGGAACGGCUGCUCUCCACAGUAAAGACCUAGCCAACACACACCUUGUGCUGCUCUUGCAGAUCACGCAGCUAGAUGAGCCUAAAAUCAGGAUCAGUGCUCUCCGAGCUCUCAUUGACCAGCUCCUGCUCAAUGGCCUCAACAUUCUGCAAGACAAGUCUGCUCCUAUCUCACAAGCACCUGAUUCACCAGACAACAGUAAUGGACAACCUGAACAAGAAGCUGAGGAGGAGAGUACCGUCCAGAGCAUUCUGAAGAUGCUUUCAGAAUUCCUUGAUAGUGAGAUCUGUGAGCUCCGCACAGAGACAGCAGAGGGUCUGGCCAAGUUGAUGUACUGUGGGAGAAUUGCAAGUCCAAAGCUGCUGUCCCGUCUGGUGUUGCUGUGGUACAAUCCUGUAACAGAGGAUGACCAAAGACUACGACAUUGCCUGGGGGUAUUCUUACAGCUGUAUGCCCGGGCCAGCAGAACAAAUCAAGAGUGUGUGGAGGAGAGCUUUCUACCAACCAUGAGAACUCUGUUCAAUGCUCCUGUGACGUCUCCAUUGUCUGAGGUCGACACAUCCAACGUGGCUGAACUGUUUGUUGAACUAACACGACCCAGCUCUCUUGUGCAACCUGCUGCCGUACAGGCUCAGUCUGUUCAUGUCUCCUUGGCAGUGCGUGUUUGUAAUGAAAUCUUGAAGGACGUUUCUGCUCCUGAGGUGCGCCUGUAUUGUAAAACCCUCAGCUGGCUGGAGAUUAACACUGAACCUGACAACAGUGAAUUGCAACUCUUGUUAAAAGAUAUUUUACAGGAAGUAAAAGAUAAGUACUGUACAAGGGUUAUUGAGAAGCUUUGUAACCAGCUAAAUGGAGAUUGUUCUUCCAAAUCAGCCAGUAAUCAGGACACAACUUUGCUUACCUUGGAUGACAACACUGGAGAGGUGAACAAAGAGGAGAUUAAACCAAAACGUGCAAAAAGAGGCCAGAAAAAAGCUUCCACUGCAAAGAAUGGGAAGAAAGCCAGUAAAGCAGAGUUGUCCUCUGAUGAAAGUGAUGAAGAGAAUGUUCCUGAAGAGCCUCCAUCAGUGCGACCAAGUCGCCGUGCUAAGAUGGCUGCUAUGGAUAAAACAAAGCAAGAUCUGACUGCCCUUAUGAACCAGGAGGCCAAUGGUUCAUAGACUGGAUUAUCUUCGCCCCACUAUAUCCUACAGUUUCUUCAGAUUUACCUGAGAAACUAUAUACCGCUAAAUUUUAAUACAAAGAGACUAAUGUAACUGUUUAGCCUAUUUACAGUGUCAACCCAAGUUAAGGGCUUGAUUUGUCAAAAUUAAUUGAAUGUUUUUAAAAACGCACCAUCUGCAGUACUUCUCAAGAGGUUACCUUUAGGUCAUGUUGACAUUCAUUUACUUGCUCAAGGCUGUUUUAAAAAAAUGGGUGUGAGCUAGUGGGCCAAACUAUUCCAUUUUUAUAACUUGCUAUUUUAAGAAAACUAAUCCUAUAAACACUUGGUGUAUGUCAACAAUGGCUAAUAUUUGAAAGUAAAAAGCUUUUAUUUGUAUGCAUUUUUCACUCUGAAUAAAAAUGUUUAAACCUAUAACACAGUUACUCAAAAU
This is a messenger RNA of Labeo rohita (rohu), 3656 nucleotides long. RefSeq names its product non-SMC condensin I complex, subunit G (gene ncapg). Gene Ontology annotation, cellular component: cytoplasm; condensed chromosome; condensin complex. The coding region runs from base 222 to 3221 and encodes 999 amino acids. Gene Ontology annotation, biological process: mitotic chromosome condensation. NCBI's taxonomy places the organism in Eukaryota, Metazoa, Chordata, Actinopteri, Cypriniformes, Cyprinidae. The record is from RefSeq and is a predicted model, not a curated record. The transcript is spliced from 22 exons.